AUGUUGGGAAGAUAUGCCUUCAUCGUAUCAGCCUUCUUAAGUGUUAGUACAGUUGGACUUUUGGUACUUGUCCUUAAUCGCCAUUUUGAUUACCCAAAUGCCUCGACAGAACAGCAAAAGCGAGCCUUGUAUAUUUUUUCAGACGUCCACAGUCGAAAAAAGUCGGAGAUAUGUGAAACUCCUGAAUGCAUCCAAGUUGCUGAAUACAUUAAGAAGAGUAUAGAUUCCACAGUAGACCCUUGUAGUGACUUUUUUCAAUUUUCAUGCGGGGGCUGGAUCAAGAGGAAUCCAAUCCCUAAGAGCUAUAAUGAUUAUUCUACUUUUACUAAACUUUCCAAAGUUAUUGAGACUGAAAUUCAGCAACUCCUUCAACCGUCAAAAAUGUCACAUGAUGGUGCCCCUCAGAACGAGGCUCUGGUGAAAACAAGAGACUUUUACAACUCCUGUAUGGACGAUGCCGAGAUCGAAAGACAGGGAGCCAAACCCAUGUUAGAUUUCAUCAGGGAAAUUGGCUCUUGGAGUAUCUGUAAUGACGGAAGCUGGAAUAAGUCUGCUUGGGACAUACAUAAAGUAUUAAAAUAUCUCCAAAGUACAUACUACCCCGCCUCACCUUUCUUCUCUGUCGAAGUCACAAAUGAUCACCUUAAUUCUACAAAGCAUCUAAUAAAGGUAAGAAUGCUCAGUUUAAUCAUAAAUUUAAGUGGGUCACGAUUGGCAUUUUUUCCUCCCAACUUGGUUCGAGUCAGUUUAUUUGUACCUCCGAAUUCUUGACGACCCUAAAUGGCCAAAGGCUAGUAUAACAGCGGUUCACCUCUCGCUUCCUGCAGGAGAUAGAAUGGUCUUGGAACAGAUAAGUCAUCAAUUUCGCGCAAUUUAGCUCAGUUUUCUAGGCACUGUCAACAAGUCAAACUCUGAUGAGAUAGUGGCAAAAUUCAGAAAGUUGUCUUCCAUCAUACCUAUAUUUAACAUGGUCAAACGUAUGAGACUGACUUCUUUUUCAAACGUACACUGUUGGGUGAGAUCUAAGGACAAUAACGACUCUUUAGGAAAAUAAAUUUUAAUGACCGGCAAUAUUUGUUGUAAUAUUGUUAGGUUGAUCAGUCGGGCUUGAGUCUACAAAGGGAAAUUUACUUUAAACAUCCUGAGGUAAGAAACAUUAUUUAGUUGGGAAGGAGAGAGUAGGAGUCAAUUACUACAUUUAUUGUACCAAAUGGGGGGGGGGGGGGGGUAGGGCAGUGAUAUAAGAGGGAGGGACAGACGAAAAAUUUGCGAGAGUCCCAAAGCUACUAUCUACCCCGGCGCUAUCUUUGCUUCAUUGAUAUUUUACUUUUCAUGAUUACUUAUUUAAUUAAUUUGUUAAUCAACGAAUCAUUGACUGACUGACUGACUGACUGACUAACUACAUUGCUUUCGUACCAACUUCAGUAAAUCGCUCCUUUGCUGAUUUAGACACGCACACCUUGUUCGCUUUCAUGGCUAUUUCAGGACGUUGGUUAUCCCCCAACAAUUCACGUCAGUUAUGGAGCAAUUGUCUCACGCGAUUCGGCCAUUUGUUUAUUUUGUCCCUGUAGAUGGUGGAUAUUUAUAUACAUUACAUGUCUACGGUCGCAAAGCUUCUUGGAACAAAAUGUAAUACAACGGCAAGGAUGCGCGAAAUUAUUGAUUUUGAGAAAAAACUGGCUAAGGCAAGUAUAGUUUUUAUGUUGUGACAGCUCUAUGAUUACAAGGGAACGAUAAACAGUUUUUACCAUAAACAAAUCCAUUUACAUCCUACCGGGGUACGUCGUAAUAUGUGCUUCCCUUGUAAUAAUGAUGAUGAUUUGGAGGUAGCACAUCCACAAAGUGGUUCUUCGUCUACCCGAUUCCUGAUCGAAUUGGACAUGGAAAUGUUGGUUUUUGAGGAGAGGGGAAAACCCGAGUACCCGGAGAAAAACCUCUCGCAGCAAAGGAGAGAACCAACAACAAACUCGACCCACAUAUGGCGUCGAUACCGGGAUUUGAACCCGGGCCACAUUGGUGGGAGGAGAGCGCUCUCACCACUGCGCCAUCCCUUGCUCCCCAAUAAGCUAUAGUGAGAAUCUAUCAUUUCUCCCUUAUGGUUUUAGUUCACCACCUCAGCUGAGGAUAAAGCAGAAGGAAUUUACCGAAGAAUGAAACUUGAGAAUCUCAUCAAACUUGUUCCACAGGUGAGAGAAAUCUACACCCCUAGUCUCUACUUUAUUUGUUGCCAUUAUGGCCUUUACGUCUGACUUAUUCUUGCAAAAAUUAAUGGACAAACUUACAUUCCUUACAGAAAGUGACACACGGACACCACUACUCGGCACGACCGGGUCAGCACCUUACACAUGCGCAGAGCCAUAUCACCUGGGCAGUGACAGUCAUGGAAAGCUGUUUCGCCCUUAUUAUAAUUAGGGCUCAUCAGCAAGGCAUAAGCGUCGGACCUCUGUACGGUGCUGAGGGCAAAACAAUAGACUUGCCUACAAGUCGAGCUAAAAUUUUUUCACGUGCACGAAGCGCGAGCGGUAGAUUUUUUUGUUUUCUGCGGCAACUACCGGAACCGGAAAUAAGAAGCCAAGGACGUUGAGAGAGUCUAGCAAAACAACUGCUAUGGCUGCCACUGCCAAUUUUGCCACUGCCGGGGUGAUAUGGCUGUGCGCAUGCGUUAGGUACUGGUCAGUUAAGUCGUGGGUUGGUGCCUGUAUCUCAGUUGAUCCGUCUUUCCUCAGAAAUUUAUAUUUUGGAGCUAUACUAUGGGAGCGUUCGAAAGACUUUAGAAUAGCGUAUUUCAAAAGUAGGGAAAAUGUGUUGUUCUUGUGUCUUUAUGUAAAUUUACCCUUGUGACUAAUAAAUUGUCCGCAUUGAUUUAUAGUUUCCCUGGUUAGAUCACAUGCACGCUAUAUUUAAAGAAGCAAACGUAACUGAAACAGAUGUGGUGCUGGCUACGUCGCCAUUAUAUCUGCGGAAAAUGACAAAACUUUUAAACAGUACUUCCAAAGAGUAAGUAUUGUGUUUAAUCUUCUGUCUGUUGUGCUCAACAAAAAAGGGAAGAACUCUGCGCACAUUCUGUAGUAACAGAAAGACAAAGCUUACAUGCCACCAAAUACAAUUUGUUUUCCCGCUGUUGCAAGCAAACUUAACUGUGGACUGAAUCUUAGACAUGUGAACUGGAGUUUUCCAAAAGAUAUCCUCGCCUAGUCCCUGUACGGCGUCUUCUCAGGCCUUCUAGUUCAGUUCAUUUUCAGACCGCGUGACCCGAAACGCAUAGGCCGCGCGGAAUAAUGAGGCCUAGGAACUAGACAAAUCCUCACUGAGGUAAGAGAAGGAUUCGAUUGGCUUGUAAAGGUGAUGUUACAACGGACGAUUCGCAAUAACGAUUUUAGCGUAACUCAGCGUUUUGAUGUUACAACGCUCUGUUGUACUAAAAAUCGUCGUUGCGGAUCGUCUCUUGUAACGUCCGCCCUAAAGGUCGACGGUUGAUUGUAGUGUUCACUGACACACCUGUUGCUGAGAUGAACAUUGGGAGAGAUUUUCCUACAAUGUGGAAAACUAAAAUUGAAAUUAAUAUUCCUGAGAGGUAACUUCUUAAGCGCGCUACCCUCUGUUUUCACGGCCUUGAACGUAAACUUUGAGAGUGUCUGUCGAGAAAGUCAACGGCAAGAUUUACUUUCUCAUUCCUUUGAAGAAUCCUGUAGUGAACGUUUAGUAAUAAGAGCGAUAAUUGUAUUUCUAGGUUACUAUCCAACUACGUCGUGUGGCAAAUGAUUCGAGAUAAAAUUAGCUUAUUAUCCAGUCCAUUCCGUAAAGCCCGAGCAAAGUUCAAUGAGCGAAUCUCUGGAGUCAAGGACACAGAUCCAAGAUGGCGGACUUGCACUGGCAUCACUAAUGAUAAUAUGGGCGUUCCCAUUGGCUCACUUUACGUCAGCAAAUUCUUUGAUCAAUCGGCAAUUGAAAAGGUAUAACCAUUAGAACCCUGGUGACGAGUUUGGUAUCGCUGUCUAUCUGACGAGCUCUGAUCUGGCACAUAGAAUGAGACAAGCCAUUUCUUAGUAUUAAUCUGCAAUUUUGUGGCCAUUUGUGUUAGUAAUUUCGCCACCUUCCCUCGUUCCUCAUGCUUUCUUUUCUUUGAUUUUUAUUGAAGGGGAAGGGGAGUUGGUAGCUCGCUAUGCGAAGUAUAAGUGUGCCUUAGAUUCCUGUUGGAUUGAUGUCGAGAGUAUCGGGUGUGGUCAUAUGCACGUUGAGACUGUUAAACAGCGAUCCAAGACAACACUUUCCUUUUGUUUUAAUUUUUAGCAUAAAAAAAGCCUUCGCUACUGCUUAUUAAACUCAAGGAAAACAUUGUGGCUACACUGCUAUGGUCAAGGACGUCAUCCAGGAAAGGGGGGGGGGAUGGUUUGGCGGGGACCCUAACUGGGUUAGGGUCUGGCCUAGCGGAUUUUUUUUUUUCGUUCUUUCUGUGCUAAGCUGUAGUCUAACUAUCAAGAGUUCCAGGUCCUAAUGAUCGAAAGUUAUCAUAUUCUGCCAUAUUCUUUGUUAGCUAGAGCCAUGGUAACUAUAUAUAUUUCUUUGCCUUCCAGACUCAGACAAUGAUUGAUGAAAUAAAGAAGACGUUCAAGAAAAGAGUAAAGGAGCAUGAAUGGAUCGAUGAAAAAACGACAAAAUCUGUGUUUCAAAAGGCAAAUAUGUUAUUCCAUGCAUUGCAAAUCAAAUCCUCCUUCCCUUUCACUGUAGACGAGUACAGUAGCUAUGGAUUUAGAGAGAGUAAUAUAGUGGCAGUGUGAGGCUAUUCCAUUGCUCCAUUGCAAAUGACAUUGAUGCUGGCAAUUGAUAUUAGCUCGAUUGUGAUUGCCUUGAACUAGGCAAAUUGUGUGUUCAAUAUAGUGUAGUGGUGUGAAAUAUUUUUGUGCACAUUUUUUAGAACAUGGCUAAAAUAUUUGUAAAUUGAAACAUUGCUGUGCAUGGCUUUAUUUCAAUCUAUUAGGCGGACGCCCUAGGAAGCAAGAUUGGUUACGCAAAAUAUGUGGUGCAAUCAAAGGAACUUGUCUCACGCUUUAAAAAUGUAAGUCGUUCGAUUCUUAUAAAUUACAUAGAGCGGUUUCUAAUUGACGGACCUAGAAUCAAAGCCAACGCAAUUAUAAAACUCCUUUCGACAUCCAGUACUAUCCAAUUCAAGAGUGUCAGCAGUUUAUAACCAUCAUGAUAUUGUUGUUAUCGUAGCUCACGAUUACAUCCAAAGCGUUUUUCAAAAAUAACGUGGAAGUAGACAAGUGGGUGAGACGUCGACUAUUUAACAAACUGCGAAAGCCCGUCGACAAGGAGAAGUAAGUUUUUACAUUCACUGUUACUGCGAUCUAUUUUCGAGUUGCAAACGAUUCACCUGAGAUAUCAUAAUACCAAGGACAGUGGAUUAGAAAAAUCUGUCUUUUAAAUCUAUAUUAAAAAUUGACAGACUUUAUCUUGUUUACACCUAUUAGACAUCAAAUUAUAAAAGAAAUUGAUGUAACCAGCCAAUGGUUUUACUUAAAAUGUUUAUAAUAAAGAAUGUUUCACUGCUGAAUCCGUAAAUGGGGGUGGAUUUUCACCGGUUCAGUGCAUAGCACCGUUUUCAAAAUUCAUAGAUUUCAAUUAAUCAAUCAAAUUCAUAAUACUGUAUAUUUUAAAUUGUUGUGUAUUUACUGUAUUUACAGGUGGCCCAUGUUUCCUCAAACAAUAAACGCGAUGUAUCAAUUCUAUGAAAAUGAGAUUGGUAAGCAACAGAGCCUCGGAGACGAGUCAUCUCAAUACAGCUGGCAGACAGUCGGACAUGCAGUUUUAAACACCCAGCUGAACACUUAACCCUAAACCCUUCCGUCAUUAACAUAUGAAUCCCUUCCGCCAGCGCUUUUCCCAGUCAGUGCACGGGAAUGUUUUCAAGAAACGCGAUAACAUGCUCUGAUAAAUACAAUGCAAUAUCACCGCUCUCGAUUAUGGCCAUCAAGCGACAUUAACUUGGUGACCAGUUUAAACAGACGAAUUGUGAGAUGCUGUCCUAGCUGGCCGUUUUUGUUUUUACUUGUUUUUUAACGUUCCCACUGUUUCGUUCAAAACUGGAAACAGUUAAAUUCCCAUACCAAUGCUGAUUUCCUUUUGCUUUUCCCCUUGAUAGUUAUCCCAGCUGGUAUUCUACAGUCCCCAUUUUUCUACUCUGCUGAAAUUCCACGGUAAGUCUAACAAUUUAUACUCCACUUUUCUUAAUUCCCAUUGUGCCUUUCACAAUAUUUUCGAUACGCACUGCAUGAACAGUCUUUCGAAAAAAAAAAAACUCGUACGCAGAAGUCGACUCACUGAUUAUUCAAGGCAAUAAAAACCUGGAUGGAAAAAGACAGUGAGGUUCACGUGAGAUGGCGGGGAGGACGAAGGAAAAGUUGGGUCGUUCCUGUUUUUCUAUAGUGUGCAUCAUUGGCAACUGGUUUAUUGUUUAUUCCAUUUCAGGUCGCUAAGUUACGGAGCCUUAGGGUCCAUUAUCGGACAUGAGAUAACUCAUGGGUUUGACAACACUGGUUAGUAAAUAAAGGCUGAACAACAAAUUCUCAGUUACAAAGAACGAAACUGGAAAAAUUUUAAAAUGCGGACAAAACUGUCUUAAAAACAAACAGCAACUUGAAGGUCAAACGAAGACGGGAGACUUUUAAUCCCAUUUUGACACUCACGUAACGGGAAAACAAAAUGUGACCCAGUUUGCCUUAACAGAAAGCUUUAUCUUGUUUUUCUUUUUCCUAACUGUUAUUAGCUUAUGAACGUAUUCUUUAACUUUUGGCUGUUUUUUCAUCAAACGAGGUCGAAAAUUUGACAAAAAUGGAGACAUUGUGAAAGAAUGGUGGUCCAAUUCGUCCGUCAAGGAAUUUAACAAGAAAGCAAAGUGCAUUGAAAAGCAAUACUCCAAAUACAAAGUGCAAGGAAAGUAUCCGGUAAGCGGCUUCAUUUCGUAGACCCCUUCCCCCCCCUCCCCCCUAGGCUUACCGUUUUAUCCUCCUUAACUCUCGUGGUAACUUAAUUAUGGGGGAUCGAAAUGUUCUUCUAACUACUAUACUGUCGAGUCUCUAAACCGACGAAAUUCUGUGGUUUAACCAUUUAAAUUAAACAGUGUUCUAGCGUGAAAUUAUUCUUUCUUUUUCCCCUUUUUUUUAAGGGGGGUGGGGAGGGGGACGCGGAGGUGGGAGUGGUGGAAAUUGGUGAGGUUUCCUCGAAUUCAGAGUUAGACGCUCUUAAGAUUUAAAAAAUAAAUGAUACGGCCUCCUAUAUAUCUCUUUCAUUUUUGCUGCAGAUCAGUGGAAAGGUGACCCUUGGAGAAAAUAUCGCUGAUAAUGGAGGCACAAAGCUGUCGUAUUUUGUAAGUAACGUUACUAUUACAAUAACCUUAAUAUCAACUGUAAAUACGAAUACUUUAGUCACUCGGAUAGACCAGUUGACUAGUAUAGUAUACUUUACCGUAGGGUGAAGAAUCAUAGUCUGAGAAAACAGCCCACAUUUAAAAACGCCACCAUUGGUUUCCCCGUGUAAUGACGUCGGAGAAGCGAGAGCAGAAAUUCCAGACUGAUGUACGUGUCACUACCCAGCUCUGGGUAGUGCUUCUGUGUUGUAGUGGCAUCGGCCGUUUUCUCAUGUUGAGUAAUUCAUCGCACCAGCGAAUCCGUCAGCUGCAACGAAAUCGUGGAAUCUAGCUCCUACUUUGGAUUAUCUCGAUUAUCUUUCAAGAUAAAACCUUUUGCGUUGUUAACAAAAUCGCUUUCGCCCGCACCUCCACACGCGACGCCAUUAUUCUCUCACAUUAUCCUUUCUUGACAACAGUGAACAAAACUUUGCAGACCUCUCGGGGAACCCGCUUCCGAUGAAAUUCAAGCGCCUAAUUGAUCUAAAAAUAACUUUGGUGCAAUUCACGCAUCCCAAAAGCUCAGUAGACUGGACGUUUCCGUUUCUGUCCUUUUGUGGCUCUUGAUCACACAGAUCGUUGUUGUUACGACUUUUAUGCGUUUUCUAGACUAGUCCAGGGGCUGUGUAAACUCAGUAAAAAUAAUGCAACAGGGAUGGGUUUAUCAUUUUCAUAUAUGUUGAACAACUCAUUCUCUACCGCUGCUGCUUCUUUGAUAGCCCGGCUGUUCCAGCUGUUCAGAUGGUGUGAACGGAGCAAUGAGAUCUGAGCAGAAAAAAAAAACAGGCUACUUCUUUGAAGAAGUGCACAUCUCUCCGUCUUGACAUCACCAUCAUUAGAGGUUUGGAAACAGCUCAGACCUUGCUUGAAAAAGCUCCCUCUGCCGGCGGCUUAUACAGAAACUCAUGAGCUCGACCUGUGGCAAGUCUGAGAGCUUGCCUCUAUGACUCAAGCGGUCAAAAGAAUUCGUGAAUUUGGGUAAAGCAAUUUUGUUGCAAGUUCCAAAUGAAACUUUUUCAAUUACAUUAUUCUUCUAGUAAAACAAAGCCCGCAACGGCUAAGAAUGACUCUGUUGACAAAUUUUUGAACGGACAAAAACGUGAACGCCUUUCGUUUACACGCGACCUGCGGAACCGUGCAAGUUUUCAUCAACGGUAAACAGUACUGCAGUCUGUAACAGACUUUGCAUUGUUCCGCGUAAACGGGUUGCUUAUGUAAAAGUUUCGUCCGCCAGACCCGUGUAAAUGGGGUCUAAGUUCAUUUGUUUUUGUCUCACUUCCUCAAAGGCUUAUCACGACUGGCUGCAUAAGACUGGUAACAAGGAAUUGCUCCUUCCUGGUUUGGAAUACAGCAACGAACAAUUGUUCUUCAUUGGAUAUGCACAGGUCAGGACUAAAAACAACAUAACAUACGUAGUAUAUUUCACGAAAUAGACAACCCGAUUUUAAAAUAGUGCCUAUAACUUAAUAUUAUGGUCGUCCAUCCACACUAAACUGGCAGAUAGUGUGAGCACGCGUUACGAAAGACGCUCAGAAACGUGAAACUGGUAGAUAGUGUAAACACGCGUUACGAAACCGGCGAGGCCAGCCUCCGAAACACUUCCAAACUGAUGAAAUCGGACAGUUCAUAUGGAUUUCGACGCAUGAAAACACAGAAUUAUUGCUUCGGUAUUUUGAGAAGGAAGAGCCGAAAAAGGUUUUAAAAAAGCCAGCCGUUUUAUACGGAAUGUUAUGAAGGCAGUAUUGGAAAACAGGCCUCGAGUGGCUGACUUUAGGUGAUCUUUUGUGCUGCUUAUGUACCUAGUAACUAAAAACGGAUUCUUUGUAAUCAUUUUUGCAGGAGUACUGCAGUCAUGCAAGACCAAAAACGGAAUACAUUGCUACAUUGAGUGAGAUUCAUGCUCCCCCCAAAUUCAGGCAAGUCUUGGAAAAAUUAAGUGAUAUUUAUUCGUGGAUGAGGUAAAAUUGCUCAGUGCCUCUUCAAAUUAAAGGGUUUUCCCCUGUAUUGAGAAACAAACAUUGAACACUUCAUGGCAGUUCAUAAUUGCUUUUGAGAUUAUUUAGGCCGUUUAUCACAGUAAAAAUAUUAUUUGGGACUAAUCUAUUGGCACAGAGUUUGCUGAAAAAAUGAUCACACGCACUAGUUACGACAGAAUGAGGUGGAGCGCUGAAGCGGAGCGGUAACAACAUUGCAGAACUGACUGAAAACAGACAAAACAUUAACAGCUCAGUUUCAAUUUGAUAGUAAGGUAUUUAACAAGCCAGAGGGCCGAACCUUUCUUGCAUGUGUUAUAAUACUGUGUUAUAAUAUCAGUUGGAAAUGAGAAUCAAUUUACUUUUCUGUUUCAGGGUUAUUGGGACGCUUUCUAAUUUUAAAGAGUUUUCCGUGGCAUUUAACUGCCCUGUAAAUAGCACCAUGAAUCCACGGACGAAGUGUGAGGUUUGGUGAUCGACGAAAUGGCGCUUGUGACCCUAACCUGCGUCAAUGGCCAUGCCAGUGACUUAUACGUCAUAGUUCCUCACUUGUUGUUCUCUUUCUACAUUCGCGAACCGGAAAAGAAGCCCAUGAGGUCAAAGGAACCAUUGCAAGCGAGUCUUGUUUGCGCUUGUUAUAAUCGACGCAUGCGUCAUAUAUUGCCUGAUAUAGCCGCAGGGCGGUUUAAUAACCUUCAAUGUUGCAAAAUGUCAGAAGUC
This is a messenger RNA of Porites lobata, 10098 nucleotides long. The record is from the annotation of a GenBank genome assembly. Lineage: Eukaryota; Metazoa; Cnidaria; Anthozoa; Scleractinia; Poritidae.